AUGGGGCAGCUUUCCAGUUCAUUUGGUAACUUCUCAGUACUACCUCAUUGGGUAGGAAUAAAUGACCCAGAACUAGGAGAGCAGAUUAUCAACACAGGAAUGGAGGAUUUCAAAGAACAAGCAGGGGAUGUUAAUCACAUGCAGAGAAUUCCAGACCAAGAGGUCACACAUGGCACAGAGCAUGGAAAGGAAACAGCGGAGACCAGGAGUGUGACCCUGGAAUAGCAGGUGGUCAGCCCCAUGGGAGCCCCAGCUCAAGUGGUAAUGGCCUCCACCCUGGCAUAUUUCCUCCAGCUUUCUGUGGCAAGAUGUGAAGAGAACUGUGUUAAUGCUGAACACUGCUUGACCACAGACUGGGUACAUCUCUGGUAUAUAUGGUUGCUGGUGGUAUUUGGCGUGCUGCUCCUCCUGUGCGGCCUGACUUCUGUGUGCUUCCGCUGCUGCCUGAGCCACCAGCAAAGUGUGGAAGACCAGGGCCCACAGCCCUGUGAAGUGACUGUCAUCUCCUUUGAUCAAGACAGCACUCUCCAGAACACCAUCACUUCUCUACAGUCAGUGUUUGGCCCUGCAGCUCGGAGAAUCUUGGCUGUUGCUCAUUCACACAGCUCCCUGAGCCAACUGCCCUCCUCUUUGGACACUCUCCCAGGGUAUGAGGAAGCUCUUCAUAUGACUCGCUUCACAGUAGCAAGGUGUGGGCAGAAAACACCAGAUUUACCCUCGGUGCCAGAGGAAAAGCAGCUCCCUCCAAUGGAGAAGGCAUCUUCUCUAAUUGAACCUCCUUCACACUGA
Castor canadensis (American beaver) is the source of this 789-nucleotide messenger RNA. Lineage: Eukaryota; Metazoa; Chordata; Mammalia; Rodentia; Castoridae. The record is from RefSeq and is a predicted model, not a curated record.